Messenger RNA from Bacidia gigantensis, 2229 nucleotides. RefSeq lists its product as uncharacterized. Gene Ontology annotation, cellular component: cytoplasm; microtubule; membrane. NCBI's taxonomy places the organism in Eukaryota, Fungi, Ascomycota, Lecanoromycetes, Lecanorales, Ramalinaceae. Gene Ontology annotation, molecular function: GTP binding; microtubule binding; GTPase activity. The transcript is spliced from 2 exons. The coding region runs from base 1 to 2229 and encodes 742 amino acids. The record is from RefSeq and is a predicted model, not a curated record.
AUGGGCUCUACGCAUGAGACCGUCACGAACAAUGAGAUCAGUGACCUCUCGACCGCCACUUCUCAGGUAAAUCUCGCAGACAAGGUCAAGGAGCUUCAAAUAUCCUCCUCGCUCUCUGACCUUCAAACCGAUGAGCAACGCCGAGUUCUGGAUACUAUUGCGGAAGUGCGUAAAUGCGGACUUGACUCGGUCCUCUCUCUGCCUCAAAUUGUAGUAUGCGGUCAACAAUCAUCUGGAAAGAGCUCUGUUCUGGAAGCGUUGACGGAAAUUUCGUUCCCCAGAAGCGAUAAUAAAUGCACUAGAUUUGCUUCCGAGAUCAUCUUGCGACGAGGAACAAGCAACACGCUGACGAUCAAAGUUCUCCCAGACGAGAACCGUCCCACCAAUGAGAAGAUGGCCAUCAACAUCUUCCAGGAGUCGAUUGACGAUUUUUCUGAUCUCCCUCGGGUGAUGGCAAUGGCUACAGACCUAAUGGGUAUCGACAGACAGGGUUCAAAUUCAGAAGCCAGUGCCUUUGCGAGGGACGUCUUGCGAAUUGAAAUCGAAGGACCGGAUCGGCCACAGCUCACACUAGUCGACAUCCCUGGUUUAAUUGAGACUGUUACGAAAGGUGUGACUCAAUCCGAUAUAGACAUUGUCAACGAGAUCACGGACUCAUACAUUACCCAACCUCGAACUAUCUGCCUUGCAGUGAUCCCAGCCUUGGGUGAUUAUGCAACGCAGAGAAUUCUGACCAAAGUUCGAGAAGUCGACCCUCAAGGUGAGCGGACUUUAGGCGUCAUCACGAAGCCGGACAGGUUGGAUAACGGAUCAGUCCAUGAGCAAGAUUACAUCAAUCUCGCUAAAAAUGAAGAUGUAUUCCUUCAGCUGGGAUGGCACGUCAUCAAGAAUCGGGUAUUCAAAGAGGAGCAUUUCUCCCUACUAGAACGCAACCAGAGCGAGAAGACAUUCUUCCGGACGUCAAAAUUCAAUCAGCUUCCGGGAGACACCGUGGGCAUCGAAAACCUACGCUCUCGCCUUAGCGCACUUCUAUUCGAGCACGUGAAACGUGAAUUGCCAAAUCUUCGCGGGGAUCUUAAUGCUGUGUUGAAAAUUGCGCAAGAUGAACUGGUAUCAAUGGGCGAUUCUCGCUCCGAUGCGAACGAGUGCCGUACAUACUUGUCGAGGAUCUGCCUUGACUCAUAUCAAACCUGCAAGGGUGGAAUCAAUGGACAUUAUGAGGGCCCAUUCUUUGCUAUGACCAACCGAAAGGAACAGUUUUCGCGUACCUCUGAGGUCGCAAUCCGACGUAUUCGAGCACAAAUCCAGAAGCAGAAUUCGAACUUCAAUGAGGCUAUGCGAACGACGGGUCACAAAUUCGAUUUUCCUAAGGAUGAGAAGUCGUACCAAAAGCCUUUCAAGGCAAAAGCCACGGAAUUCAAAGAGCACUCUAUCCCCGCUCCGAUCCAAAUUUCUCGUGAGAAGGCUCUGGAAUGGGUAGAAGAAGUCUUUGAUCAUACUCGAGGCAAGGAACUGGCUGGGACUUUCAACCCUCUUCUGAUUGGAGAGCUUUUCUGGGAGCAAAGCUCGAAGUGGGAAGCAUUUGCCAAGCAGCAUGUUGAGCAAGUCGCUCUUAGUUGCGAGCAGUUCCUUGGAUACGUCCUCAGCGACAAUUGUCCAAAGGACGUCAAAACAGUGUUUUGGUCCAGUCACGUUGAAGAUUCCUUGCAUCGACGCCAUACAAACGCCUAUAAAGAGUUGCAGAAAUUGAUUGACGACAUCAAAGAGCAUCCAAUCAAUUACAAUCACUACUUUACAGAUACAAUUAACAAGCUACAUAAAGAUCGAUGCAAAGGCUCAAUCACUGAGACUAUUCAAAAUGCUUAUGAGGUGGCUGACGGAGACCAAAUUGACACCGACCAACUGACUAAUGACAUCAUGCCUGAAGUUGAUCCUAACAUGAAGAAUGUUAGCUGCAAUGCGGCACUUGAUAGUGUCUAUGCUAUCUACAAGGUCAUGCUCAAAAUCUUCGUCUCCAACGUCACAACGCAAGUCGUCGAACGUCAUAUCGUCCGCCAUCUUGAGGAUAUCCUCAGUCCUCUGAAAAUUACAGCGAUGGGCGACGGCCAAAUCGAGCUGAUUGCCAAAGAAAAUCCCGCCACCCACCGCCAGCGGGCAUUCCUUCAGGAGCGUAUUGCAAAGCUGCAGAAAGGCAAUGGCAUCUUUCGUAAUAUCAUGGGCAGCGUCUGA